Messenger RNA from Zea mays, 3262 nucleotides. RefSeq lists its product as uncharacterized. Lineage: Eukaryota; Viridiplantae; Streptophyta; Magnoliopsida; Poales; Poaceae. Gene Ontology annotation, biological process: regulation of DNA-templated transcription; detection of visible light. The transcript is spliced from 2 exons. Bases 430 to 2673 code for a protein of 747 amino acids. The record is from RefSeq and is a predicted model, not a curated record.
UUGCUCCUUGUGGGCUUUGGCUGGACCGUGGUACCUCACAAAUUCUGUUAGUACCGAUGAGAUGAAGGAAAUGUUACACAGGAAUUGCCCAGCGUCGCGAGCCUAGAGGAAGGAAGCACCAUGCUAUUGUCCGACUCGUGGGCCUAGAGUGGGCGUGACUUGUCACUGUCUGGCGUGUGUGCGUCUGUAUCGUGGGGCAGUGUCCCUGUCUCGUGGACUGCUUGUAAGCGUUUAAGUAGUGGUCGUCUGCCUUGGGCAGGGGGAUUUACUGAAUAUUGAAUAGAACUGCUUCCUGUUGCAUUCGUUCUCCUCUCACUGCUACCUUCGUCUUCCUCUCAUUCUUCCCUAGAUCUCUCUCCUCUUCUCCAUUCACUAGCAGUAGCUAACAAUUGGUAUCAGAGGGAAAUCGUUCCUCGACCGAAAGCAUCCAUGGCGUCUCCUUCACUGGUCGAUAUUCAGCUCAUCCAAGCGUUGGAGCACCAAACCCGGGUUAUCCUCGCCGAGCUCGACAAGCGGUUCACGACGCUCGACUCCAAGUGGGAGCCCCACGCCGGCGCUGUAGAGUCCCAGGCGGUGGACUUUGAUCAGCACCGCAACGAAUUCUCAUCAGCCCUCCGCGCAGACGUCGAGGCACAUCUCUCGGCGGCUGACGCGGAUCCGUUGGAAUGGAUCUGCUACUGGGAGGCCUCUACUGGCACGCGUGACGCUGGCUAUCUCCCAGCCUCCAAGUCGUCGAGCCUCGGUUCUGUUCGCGAGUCCGACCUCGCAUGCCCAGAUCAGUUCGUCGUCGAUUUUGCGGUCGCGCUCGUGGACCUCAACCCGCUCGUCCACGUCGACUUCAGCACAGUCCCAGUCGCAAACUCCGCCGACCCUCGUCAUCAGGUGGAUCCAGUGACUCCGCUCACCCCACACCUACGCGGAUUCCAGGCGGUGCCGCCUCUCCUCGGCAUGGCCUUUGAAGGCUGCGACAUCAGUGAACAGCUCGCCGGAGCCCAUGGCCGCCUCGACAACUUCACCACCACAUCCUGUGAGUCGUGCCCGAUUCGCAUAUCUUCGUCGGCUUCCUCUCUCCUACAGGUGCCCAAGGAGGAGGACGUGGUUCCUGCUUUGCCCGCCAAGUGUUUGAUUAAUUGCUUCGGCUGCAACUAUGGCUCUGUGUUGUAUGAUGACAUCAAGAUUGGAGCUCAAAAGUCUAUGAGCGCUAUAGGCAGGGAAGAGAAGGAAGUUCGAUUUGAGUUGAAAACACAUGGCUCCAUGAGGGAUGAUGACCCUGCUAUCUUGGUUUUGAAUACUUGUGCCAGUCGUGACCUUCAUGACCAUGUUGUUGGGGUGUGUCUUGUAGCCCAGGAUAUGACUGUUCACAAGUUGGUCAUGGACGAAUUUACUCGGCUUCAGGGGGACUACAAAGCAAUCAUCCACGACCUGAACCCACUGAUUCCUCUUAUAUUUGGUGCUGGGCAAUUUGGGUGGUGCUCUGAGUGGAAUGCAGCCAUGACCAAGUUUACUGGGUGGCACAGAGAUGAAGUGGUCGAUAAGAUGUUCCUUGGCGAGGUUUUUAACAGCAGCAAUGCUUCCUACCUUUUGAGGGGCAAAGAUUCUUUUGUAUGUCUUUGCAUCAUUAGCAACAACUCAUUAGCUGACAAGUCAAGCUGCUUGGAUUUGGAUAUGGCUGAAUUUGUGUUACCAGUUGUGGUGGGGUCUGCUGUAAGUAAAGUACUGAUAGGUGGCCAGGCUAAAGGUACUGCUGUAAAUUCCAAUCUAGAAAAGUUGUCUUUUAAUGAGGUCAUUUUGUGGGAGUAUCCAAUGAAGUGUGCUGAUUGGCAACCAUCGGCACCACCCAUGUCACUAGAGAUUUUGCUGGCGAGUGGUACGAGUCGUCCUAUUCCCUGGCCAAAUUUUGUUUUGAGUUGUAUAAGUUGUGCAAACUUAUAUUUCAGUUGGGCACUAAAACCACCAUGGCUGCUUCAACCACGACAGGAUAUCAGUGCUGUACUGCGACCAGUGCCAUGGCCCUCCUUCAGAGCAUUCCAUGACGCUAUUGCAAGGUGGUGGGAUUUCAGUUUGCUCAUGCUACCACCAUGGUUUCCUUCAGCUUGGUGCUAUUCUGGGUACAGAAGUGGGGUGCUGGGAAUAAUGUCAAGGAUCACCUCUUUUAUUUUUGCAGUAUGGCUCAGUUUAAAUCAUUAUGAUGUGCAUUAUUCUCAUAUAAAUUUAAUGGCCUGCAUGAUGUUGAUCCAACUCAGUUGCUUUUGUAACAUGAGGAUCCCUGAGAGGCAAUCUGUAAGCUAUAUGGUGCUCGCGCUCUACAUAUUCAGAUUCCAUACCAAUCUCCAGGUCAUUGUCCCUAUUCUCAUAGUUUGCAUAACUGCUUUGUACAAGUUAACUGGAGUUUGCUUGCUGUUUAGUUAUACCUGGAUAGUCCAACAGACAAACCACCUGAUCAGUCUGGAUGAACUUCUUGGCAGCUGCUUAUUUAGUUUCAAGGAGCCCGUUCUGAAUUGGGUUUGUGGCAUCUGGAUAUCUGUUUUCUGUGCGCAAUUCGACUUGUUCAGUUGGUGUUCUGAAAAUUCAGACUUGAGCAGCUUAAGGCUCUCAAUUGCACUCCUGACAACGCAAUGGUGCUCCCAAUACAUAUCUUCUCUAUAUUGCAAACGUCAUUGUGGCUGGAGUUGAAAGAGAAACAUGGCCUUGCUCCUUUUGCCGGUCAAAAUGUGAGGAAAAAUGGAAUUUUCAAUAUUGCACUGGAAGGAAGGAUAAGGCCUUCCACCACAGUAUCACAAGUGCUAUGGAACCUGGUGGUUCACAGCUCUUGCAUCGACUUGGGGGCAAGUCGAAUGUUAAGGAGGGGAGAAUGUUAGUACCGAUGAGAUGAAGGAAAUGUUACACAGGAAUUGCCCAGCGUCGCGAGCCUAGAGGAAGGAAGCACCAUGCUAUUGUCCGACUCGUGGGUCUGGAGUGGGCGUGACUUGUCACUGUCUGGCGUGUGUGCGUCUGUAUCGUGGGGCAGUGUCCCUGUCUCGUGGACUGCUUGUAAGCGUUUAAGUAGUGGUCGUCUGCCUUGGGCAGGAGGAUUUACUGAAUAUUGAAUAGAACUGCUCCCUGUUGCCUUCGUUCUCCUCUCACUGCUACCUUCGUCUUCCUCUCAUUCUUCCCUAGAUCUCUCUCCUCUUCUCCAUUCACUAGCAGUAGCUAACAAAUUCCAGUAGAAAUCUGUCUAUAGUUCUGGUCUUCUGUCUCCAGCGUCCCAGAUAACAAAAAACUU